AUGGUCGACAAAUGGUGUCCGGUGAUAGUGGAAGAGGAAAAAUACACCACAGAAGAUGCAGGUCAAGGGGAUCUGUCUGUCCUGUCCGAAGGAAAUGCUGAACAGACCAUCUCAAGUAACAUACAGGAAAACACCUCCAAGGAUCACAAUCAGAGAAACAGGAGGCAGUCCACCAAGGAAAUGGACAAAGCCAGGCCUUGUGAAGGUGAUUGCAAAGAUGCCCGUGAACGUGCAGGCCAGCUGGGGACUCGCCAACCCAGCAAGAGACAGCGAAGCUCUAAUAUCUUUAGGAAAAUCUCUAGCCCAAGCCGUGUCCUCAACCAGAGGGCCCUCGCUGGAGGGAAAACCCAGAACAAGUGUUUGAUUUGCGGAAAAUCCUUCCUCUGCAGUUCAGAUCUCAUCACUCACCGGCGAACCCACAAGGGGGAGAGGCCUCACGAAUGCCCCGACUGCCGGAAACGGUUCAUGCGGGGCUCCGACCUCAACCGUCACCGAAGGAGUCACACGCAGGAGAAACUGUACAAAUGCGAGGUUUGUGGCAAGCGUUUCUUUGAAAGGUGGGGUCUCAUCGUUCAUCACCGAAGCCACACCGGCGAGAGACCCUACAAAUGCCUGCACUGCGGGAAACAGUUCAGUUAUAGAUCUCACUGCAAUCGGCACCAGAGGAUCCACACGGGAGAGAAGCCCCACGUCUGCCUAGUCUGCGGGAAAAAUUGGGAGGAAACAUCAGAUACGAACAUGCACUGGAAAACCCACCCAGGAGAGAAGCCGUUUAAAUGUCUCGAAUGUGGGAAGAGAUUUAGUAGGAGCUCCGAACUGAUUAGGCAUAAAAGAGUUCACACUGGAGAGAAACCCUAUGAAUGCCCCGAGUGUGGAAAGAGCUUCAGUCAAAACAGAAACCUUACUUCCCAUCAAAGGAGCCACACGGGAGAGAAACCUUACAAAUGUAUGGAGUGUGGAAAGCGUUUCGGUAACAGCGGUGUUCUCGCUUCCCAUCAGAGAAGCCACACCGGAGAGAAACCCUAUAAAUGUUUAGAGUGUGGGAAAUGUUUCAGUCAAAGUGGCAUUCUCACGGCACACCAAGCGAUGCACACCGGGCAGAAGCCCUUCCCGUGCCUGGAGUGCGGGAAGAGGUUUCGCCAGCUGAUACACCUCACCUCUCACGAGAGAAUUCACACGGGAGAGAAACCGUUCCAGUGCCUGGAGUGCGGGAAGAGUUUCCGCCAGCACAUACAUCUGACUUCUCACAAAAGAACCCACACGGGAGAGAAGCCGUUUCAGUGCCGAGAGUGCGGGAAGAGCUUCAGCCAGAGUUCGCACCUGAUUCGUCACGAAAGGACCCACACGGGAGAGAAACCGUUUAAAUGCCUCUUGUGCGAAAAGAACUUCAGCCACAGCUCCGAACUGGUUCGACACGAAAGAACUCACACAGGGGAGAAGCCAUUUAAAUGUCCGGAAUGCGAGAAGAGUUUUAGCCGCAGUUCCGAACUUAUUCGACAUAAAAGAAUCCACACCGGGGAGAAGCCCUACAAAUGCAUGGAGUGUCACAAGAGCUUCAUUGACAGCACAAACCUUCUUAGGCAUCAGAUAAGCCACACAGGGGAGAAACCCUACAAAUGCCCAGAGUGCGGGAAAUGCUUCAGUCAGAGCAGAAGCCUUACGGCGCAUCGGCGGAUUCACACUGGCGAGAAGCCCUUUAAAUGCCAGGAGUGUGGGAAAUGCUUUAGCCAGAGCGGGAUCCUCACGGCACAUCAAGGCAUGCAUACGGGACAGAAACCCUUUAAGUGCCUGGAGUGCGGAAAGAGCUUCCGUCAGCACAUCCACCUCACCUCCCACAAAAGGAUUCACACCGGGGAGAAACCUUUCAAAUGCCAGGAGUGUGGCAAAAGUUUUAGUCACAACUCCAUCCUUAUUUCUCACGUCAGAACCCACACUGGAGACAAGCCUUUCACGUGCACGGAGUGUGGAAAGAGCUUCACUUGGAGCACCCUCCUGAUUAGACACGAACGGACCCACACAGGGGAGAAACCUUUUAAGUGCCCAGAGUGUGGCAAAGGCUUUAGCGAGAGCUCGCUUCUUAAUAAGCACCAGAGGCGUCACGCUGGGGAGAAACCAUUCAGAUGUCUGGAGUGCGGGAAGCACUUUUUUUCUAGUACGCUGCUUAUUCGACACCAGAGGACUCACGCGGGGGAGAAACCGCUGAAUAUUUGGAGGGUGGAAAAUGGAUCAGAAACGGAGUCGGUGGGGCCCCGAGUAGUCUGCACCCGCCUGCAGCAGCUUUGCUAUCGAUGGCUGAAGCCCGAGAGGAGCAGCAAAGCUCAAGUGGUGGACCUGGUGAUCCUGGAGCAGUUCCUGGCCGUGCUGCCCCCGGAGAUGGCGGGCUGGCUGAGGGAGUGUGGAGCGGAGAGCUGCUCCCAGGCGGUGGCCCUGGCCGAAGGCUUCUUGUUGAGCCAGGCGGAGGAGCAGAGACAGCAGGGUUUGGUAUCCUUUGAGGAGGUGGCUGUGUAUUUUACAGAGGAAGAGUGGGCGCUGCUGGAUCCCAGCCAGAGAGCCUUACACGGGGAAGUCAUGCUGGAGAAUGCUAGGAAUGUGGCCGCUCUGGCUCACCAAGAAGAAGAAGAAAAGGGGAAAUAUCUCAGAUGUGUCAAAGGAGACAAAGAGAACUCUGACUUCACUAAAUAUUCUACAACCGAGACUGAAGAGAAACAAUAUGAAUAUCAAGAGGAUGGAGAAAGUAUCAGCUCUGCCUCCUACCUUGCUUUACAUUGCCCAUCAUACGCCAAAGAGACACCACAUACAUUUAUAAAUUGUGAGGAAAAUUUCAGUUUCGGCGGUCAUAUAAUUUCCCAUAAAGAAGAGAAACCAUCUGAGUGUGGGAUGGAUUUCAGUAAGAAACGGUUACUUGUUUUAUCCCCCAAAAUUCCCUCAAGGGAGAAACUUUAUAAAUGUCUGAGUUGUGAAAAGACGUUCACUCAAAGAAGUAACCUUAUCACACAUGAACGGACCCACACGGGGGAGAAACCGUAUGUAUGCCCGGUGUGUGGAAAAAGAUUCAGUCAGAGCGGUCACCUCAAAACACAUCAGCGAUCCCACACGGGGGAGAAACCGCACACGUGCAAGGAAUGUGGGAAAAGCUUCAGUUGCAGCAGCUAUUUUAUUUGCCAUAAAAGGAUUCAUACAGGAGAGAAACCAUAUAAAUGUCCGGAGUGCAGAAAGGGUUUUAAUUGUAGCAGUCGUCUCGCAUCUCAUAAGAGAAAACACACCGGAGAGAAGCCUUAUAAAUGCACAGAGUAUGGAAAAAGGUUUUCAUAUAAGGAUGUCCUUACGAGACAUCAACGAACCCAUACAGGGGAGAGACCGUAUACGUGCCGGAUGUGUGGAAAGAAGUUCAGUGGGCGUUCAGAGCAUAGAAGCCACGAAAGGAUCCACACAGGGGAGAAACCCUACAGGUGCAUAGAGUGUGGGAACAGCUUCCGUAAGUACAGUAAUUUUAUUCGCCACAAAAUGGUCCACACGGGAGAAAAACCCUACAAAUGCCAGGAGUGUGGAAAGAGCUUCACUCAGAACGCGAACCUUAUCAAACACAAAAGAAUUCACACGGGAGAAAAACCGUAUCAGUGUGCAGAUAAUGGGCAAAACUUCAAUCAAAAGAGUAAUCUCAUCAUACAUGAACGGACCCACACAGGGGAGAAACCAUAUAUAUGCCUGAUGUGUGGACGAGGAUUCAGUCAGAGUGGUCACCUUACAAGACAUCAGCGAUCCCACACGGGGGAGAAACCGUAUACCUGCCUGCAGUGUGGAAGGCAGUUCAGUGGGCGUUCAAACCUUGUGAAGCACGUAAGAAGCCACACCGAGGAGAAACCGUAUAUGUGUACGGAGUGUGGAAAGGGUUUCCGUGACAACAGCGUCCUUGUUUGCCACAAGAGGAUCCACACAGGAGAAAAACCAUUCAAAUGCCUGGAGUGUGGGAAGAACUUCAGGCGAAAUUGUCACCUUGUGGAACAUAAAAGAAUCCAUACAGGAGAGAAACCCUACCGGUGUUUGGAGUGCGGGAAGAACUUCAGUCAGAAAAGCAACCUUUUGCAACAUAAACGGAUUCACACGGGGGAGAAACCAUACACAUGCCUGGAAUGUGGGAAGAGUUUCAAUCAGAGCAGUCAAUUUGUUUGCCAUAAAAGGAUCCAUACGGGGGAAAAGCCCUACAAGUGCAUGGAGUGUGGGAAAAGGUUCGGUCACAAUGGUAGCCUUUUGCAGCAUAGAAAAAUUCACACGGGAGAAAAUCCCUAUAAAUGCGCGGAGUGUGGGAAAUGCUUCAAUCAGAACUAUAAGCUUUUGCAACAUACAAGGAUUCACACAGGGGAGAAACCAUACGUGUGCAAGGACUGUGGGAAGAGUUUCAGUUGCAGCAGUGAUUUUAUUUGCCAUAAAAGGAUUCAUACAGGAGAGAAACCGUAUAAAUGUCCGGAGUGUGGAAAGGGUUUUAAUAAAAGCAGUCGACUUACAUCUCAUAGAAGAAAACACACAGGAGAGAAGCCAUAUCAAUGCAUGGAGUGUGGAAAGAGGUUUUCCUAUAAGGAUGGCCUAACAAGACAUCAACGAACCCAUACUGGGGAGAAACCAUAUAUAUGCUUGAUAUGUGGAAAGAAAUUCAGUGGGCGUUCGGGUCUUAGAGCCCACGUCAGAAUCCACACGGGCGAGAAACCCUACAGGUGCCUGGAAUGUGGAAAGAGCUUCUGUAAAUACAGUAAUUUCAUUUGCCAUAAAAGGAUCCACACAGGAGAAAAACCCUACAAAUGCCAGGAGUGUGGAAAGGGCUUCACUCAGAACGCGAACCUUAUGAAACACAGAAGAAUUCACACAGGAGAGAAGCCGUACAAAUGCACAGACUGUGGGAAAAGCUUCAACCAAACAAAUCACCUUUCACAACAUGAAAGAAUCCACACCAGAGAAAAACCAUAA
Molecule: messenger RNA, 4959 nt
Organism: Protobothrops mucrosquamatus (brown spotted pit viper)
Lineage: Eukaryota; Metazoa; Chordata; Lepidosauria; Squamata; Viperidae
Product: zinc finger protein 721-like
Exons: 9
Coding region: 1-4959 (1652 amino acids)
Biological process (GO): regulation of DNA-templated transcription
Molecular function (GO): RNA polymerase II cis-regulatory region sequence-specific DNA binding; DNA-binding transcription factor activity, RNA polymerase II-specific
Source: RefSeq, a predicted model, not a curated record